AUGGCCUCGACGAUAGCAGCGGCCACAAAGGUCUCCCGGACGAUGUUCCGUGAACUUCACGGUGUCGUCGUGACCUCUGGCCUGAUUGAUAAGACCGUCAAGGUCCGGGUGGGCGGGCAGAAGUUCAACAAGUUCCUUCAGAAGCACUUCGACGACCCAAAACAAUACCUGGUCCACGACCCCAACAACUCUCUCCGUGCCGGUGACGUGGUCGCUAUCAUGCCCGGCUUCAUCACCAGCAAGUCCAAGCGGCACGUGGUCAAGCACAUCAUUGCGCCCGCCGGCACGCCGAUCGAGGAGCGCCCGCCCAUCCCUUCGCUGGAUGAGCUCUGGGACGCCAAGGACGCAGCGAAGGAGGCCAAGAAGGAGCGCAAGGUGCUGCGGGAAAAGAUCCAGGCCGCCGAGGAGGCGAUUGAGCUCGGUGAGAGAAUGGCCCGCCACGCUGAGAGGGAGAUCGCGAUGCGCGAGAAGAUCAUCAGCUUGCAAAAGGUUGAUUGAGGAACACAGUGUGGACAAGCCGAGUGGUGAAGACGAGGGAGCAGGAUUGGAGCGAGAUCCAUUCAGACACACGUCAGUUUCAAUGCUUACUUACUGGCCGCGCCUCUUGCUAGAGGAUGGUGGUGAAGGGCCGCGCGCCGCGAGAGGGGGGGAAGUGGUGGUUGAUUAUGGUCCGGCGUGUCUUGGAUUGUGUCAAGGACUGUGUCGAGAAGGGAUAAAUAGAGCCCGGAGCACAAGCUGUU
Molecule: messenger RNA, 740 nt
Organism: Neurospora tetraspora
Lineage: Eukaryota; Fungi; Ascomycota; Sordariomycetes; Sordariales; Sordariaceae
Exons: 2
Coding region: 1-498 (165 amino acids)
Biological process (GO): translation
Cellular component (GO): mitochondrion; ribosome
Molecular function (GO): structural constituent of ribosome
Source: RefSeq, a predicted model, not a curated record